Brassica napus (rape) is the source of this 1666-nucleotide messenger RNA. Its product is annotated as autophagy-related protein 18c. Bases 263 to 1489 code for a protein of 408 amino acids. Gene Ontology annotation, molecular function: phosphatidylinositol-3,5-bisphosphate binding; phosphatidylinositol-3-phosphate binding; protein binding. Gene Ontology annotation, cellular component: phagophore assembly site membrane; extrinsic component of membrane; cytosol. The record is from RefSeq and is a predicted model, not a curated record. Gene Ontology annotation, biological process: protein localization to phagophore assembly site; nucleophagy; protein lipidation. The transcript is spliced from 5 exons. Lineage: Eukaryota; Viridiplantae; Streptophyta; Magnoliopsida; Brassicales; Brassicaceae.
UUUCUUCAUCCCAAAAAAAAAAAAAAAAAACAAACCGGAGAAUUACACAGGAAGGAUCAGCAAGCUCUGGAGCGUCGUUGUUCAUCAUUGAAGCUUUGAAGAUUCAAAUUCUUUUUUUUUGUUCAUCGUAGAUCUCGCGUUCUGAAUUGGUUUUGGUGGGAUUGAGAUCACUCUAAUCUUAUUUCCGCUGAGCGUUUCUUGAUAUCUCAAGACUCGGUUCUGAGAUGAAAGUGGUGUAGCAUUUUUCAACGGCUCCAAGAAAAUGAGUUCAACUGCUUCAAGUCCCCAAAGAGUCCUGCAACCAGGUGGUUAUAAUGGUAAUGACUCUCGAAGUAGCAGCACUUCUAGUUCCUUUCUGCGUCCAGAGUUAGAAUCAACUGAAACCGAAGAAGCAGAGCUAGUUUCUGUGUCUUGGAACCAGGACUCCAGUUGUUUCGCUGCUGGAACAAGUCAUGGUUUCCGCAUAUACAACUGUGAGCCUUUCAAAGAAACUUUCAGACGCGACCUGAAGAACGGUGGUUUCAAAAUCGUUGAGAUGCUUUUCCGGAGCAACAUCUUGGCCCUUGUUGGCGGUGGACCUAACUCUCAGUACCCUUCGACCAAAGUACUGAUCUGGGAUGAUCACCAGAGCCGCUGCAUCAGUGAAUUUUCUUUUAGGUCUGAGAUUCGUGCGGUGAAGUUAAGUAGGGAUUGGAUUGUUGUUGUUCUUGAGCAUAAGAUAUAUGUCUACAGUUUCGUGGACCUGAGACUUCUUCUUCAGAUUGAAACGUAUGCAAAUCCGAGAGGAUUGUGCUGCCUUUCUCAUGACUCGGAUACAUCUGUGCUGGCUUGCCCUGGUUUACUUCGAGGAGAGAUUCGAGUUGAACAUUUUGGGCUUAACAUGGUGCAAACCAUAAAUGCACAUGACGCCAGUAUUGCGUGCAUGACCUUGACGCUUGAUGGUCUGUUGCUGGCAACUGCUAGUACAAAGGGGACACUGAUUAGAAUCUUCAACACAAUGGACGGAACUCGUUUGCAAGAGGUAAGAAGAGGAGUGGACAGAGCAGAUAUUUAUAGCAUUGCACUUUCACCAAACGUGCAGUGGCUGGCAGUAUCAAGCGACAAGGGGACUGUUCAUAUUUUCUCUCUUAGAGUUAGGGUAGUUGGGGAGGAUUCUCAAUCCAGUGAAAAUGCAGCUCUCCUGACACAAGGAACUUAUUCUAAUUCUCUGCAAGGCCUUGUUUCUCCACCCACUGGUACCAAUCCUGGUUCCUCUCUGUCAUUUAUGAGAGGUGUUCUACCAAAGUAUUUCAGCUCGGAGUGGUCAUUUGCACAGUUCCAUGUAUCAGAAGUCACACAAUUCUUCGCUGCAUUUGGCAGUCACAACACAGUUGCUAUCACCGGCAUGGAUGGAAGUUUCUACAGAUGCAGCUUUGAUCCUGUGAAUGGGGGAGAGAUGGUGCAGCUUGAACAUAUCCACUUUCUAAAGACUGAUAACCGCCCAAGAUAGUCAAAUUCAUUUAAACCUUUGUACAUAACCAUGUCUAUGUAAAUAGAUUUGGUUGAGACUGCAUAAGAUUUGAUUCAUUGAAUAUCUGCUACUUCGAGUGAAGGACCUGCAUUAUAUUGAUUGGGACUAUGUAAAUAGCUACAUAUCAAGAUUUAUACAUAGCUACAAUGUUUUAGA